CAUAAAACAUGAUGAUUUAAUAUUAAGAAUUUUUCAACGUGUUGAAAAGCAAACUCUUCAAAAAAUCCUAGCUGAGGAUGGAACUCCCAAUGUAACUGCCAUAAGUGGAUUAUACAAUGAAUUCAGUCAACAUGGAGGAAAGCAUUUAUUAGCUUCUGAAGUAAGAGAGCUUCUGCUUGGGAACAAUUUAACCAACACAAAUAACAGACAUGUUAAAAGUUUUUGACAAAAAUGGUGACCAAGUUAUAACUAAAGAAGAAUUUGUUGAUGGAUUAACAGAAUAUAUUAACCAAACAAAGCAUGCUUUGGAUAGACAGUACCUUCCUAAAGAAUCUAUGAACAAAAUGUAUCAGACAUUUAUCAAGCCGUGGAUCGAACACGUACGAAAAGAACGCGAAUUGAAGGGACAUCUUAUUUCUGGAGUCUUAAAUCAUGCUCAGAAUGAUAUGGUUGGUAGGAUGCUCAAAGAUGAUGGCACACCUGAUAAAGAUGCUAUCAAAAGGUUGUUUGAGGAAGUUGAUAGCAAUAGUGAUAAACAUGUUUCGAGAAUUGAGUUAGAGAAAGUAGUGAAGGAUAUUCAGUUUGGUAAGGUUGUAGAUGCAGAGGAAGCAGUGACAAAACUCCUUCAAGAUCUUGAUGUCAAUAGAGACGAUGAAAUUAGUGAGAAUGAAUUUGUUGAUGGCUUCACCAAAUGGAUACACUCAAAUUCAAAUAAAACUGCUAGCUCUAAAUCUUCAUCUCAUGGAACUCAUCAAACAUGGGAAGAUGUUGAGAAGGUAAUGGAAGAGAAUCAAUCAAAAGGGGUGUCUGCAUGGUUAGAAGCUAUAGCAUAUGUGGUGUUGGGAAUUACUAUGCUUUCACUUCUUGCUGAGCCCUUAAUAGCAAGUGUCCAAAAAUUCUCUGAAUAUGCAGGAAUUUCAUCAUUUUUUGUCUCAUUUAUUUUAGUACCUUUAGCUACAAAUUUUAGAGAAGCAACCUCAGCAAUCAAAGAAGCUAGCCACAAGAAAAGUAGCAACACUUCUCACACAAUGUAUGAGAUUUAUGGAGCAGUGUUCAUGAACAACAUUCUUGGGUUUGUGGUGAUCUCAAUUCUUAUAUACAUGAGAGAUAUCGCAUGGGAAUUUUCAGCUGAUGUAUUGGUGGUAGCAAUUGUUUGUAUUGUGAUGGGCCUUGCUGCUACUUUUCGCAACACUUUUCCUCUUUGGACAUCUUUCCCUGCAUACCUCUUGUACCUAUUAUCAUUGCUUUUGGUUUUUGUUCUUAAAGAUGUUCUCAAUUAUGUUUAGUGUCUUUUUGCUAGCAACAACACUAAAUGAAAUUGCAAACUCUUUAUGUGGGUUAUUAGAAAA
Molecule: messenger RNA, 1349 nt
Organism: Cicer arietinum (chickpea)
Lineage: Eukaryota; Viridiplantae; Streptophyta; Magnoliopsida; Fabales; Fabaceae
Product: sodium/calcium exchanger NCL1-like
Biological process (GO): intracellular calcium ion homeostasis; calcium ion transmembrane transport
Cellular component (GO): membrane
Molecular function (GO): calcium:proton antiporter activity; calcium ion binding
Source: RefSeq, a predicted model, not a curated record